AGAUAUGUUCGGACGCUAGGGUUUAACAAAGUGUUUUUAUCGCUUGAAUCAGUGAAGCAAUAAUGUCUUCUCUAAUGGCGAUACGCAGAACUCGAGUCUCCAUUUUCACUUCUUCGCACAAGGUAUGUUUAUUAUACUCCUCUUCACGCUUUAUUUCAGACAUCAAGUUCCCGAAAUCCCUAACCUUAAACUCUCCGCUUUCUUCCUUACAUUUAAAAACCCUAGCAACAUUCACAGCACCAAACGAUGUUCAAAUUCCCCCACACCCCUCUGGAGUUCCGCAAAACAAGCAUUUUGGAAGUCCUGCUCAGCAGUGGAAUAAUCAAACUCAGAAUUAUCCGAAUAAUAAUCAGAUGAAUAUGUCGUAUGGUCAGUAUCAAACUCCUAAUCAGGUGAAUCAAGGUUAUCCAAAUUAUGGAAAUGUUAAUCCUGGUCAAGGAUAUGCUAAUCCUGGUCAGGAAUAUAGCCAGAGCUAUCAGAAUCAGAAAAACCCUAAUGUUCAAAAUCAAAGCGUUCCGUAUAAGCCGAGCUCCGGUGAGCCUCAAAACUACCCGCCACCUGGGAAUGCCAACCAAUGGAAUUAUCAAAAUCAAGGCUUCAGACAACAUGGAACCCCUAAUGCGGCUCCAAGUUAUCCACAAAGUGGAUAUCAGAAUCCGGAACAUGCUCAAAGUCCUAAUAGAAAUCAGAAUUAUCCACAGCCUGGUGCUGGUCAUCAGUGGAAUAAUCAGAAUCAAAAUUAUGCUCCACGAGUUAGCCCCAGUCAACUGGAUUCUCAGGCGCAUAGGAUCCCACCGGGAAGCGGGUUUCAAAUGAAUAAUCAAUCUCAUAACCAAGCCCAGGUUGUGCAUGAUCAAGUCCCGAGUGGUCCUCCACCUACUGCUGAUUUAAUUAGCUUGUGCCAAGAGGGUAAAGUUAAGGAGGUUAUUGAACAUAUGGAACAGGGGGUAGUUGCAGAUGCACAAUGUUUUGACAUGCUCUUUGUGUUGUGUGCCAAUUCGAAGAAACUUGAAGAUGCUAAAAAGGUGCAUGACUACUUGUUGAGAUCAAAAUGCAGGAGUGAUCUUGGUUUGAGCAAUAAAGUUAUCAAUAUGUAUUCCAAGUGUGGGAGUAUGACAGAUGCGCGCAGAGUUUUUGAUCAUAUGCGUGAUAGGAAUAUGGAAUCAUGGCAUUUAAUGAUAAAUGGAUAUGCAUUGAAUGGGUUGGGGGAUGAUGGGUUGACAUUGUAUGAUCAGAUGCAGGAGUCGGGAUUGAAGCCAAACGAGGAAACUUUUCUGUAUGUUUUCGAGGCUUGUGCCAGUGCAGAUGCUAUUGAUGAGGCUUUCAUGCAUUUUGAGUCGAUGAAGGCUAAGUAUGGAAUUUCUCCACAGGUGGAGCACUAUUUAGGACUUCUGGGUGUUCUGGGAAAAUGUGGACAUCUUGCUGAGGCAGAGGAAUAUAUUUCAAAGCUUCCAUUCGAACCAACAGUAGCUGUUUGGGAAGCAUUAAUGAAUUAUGCUCGUACACAUGGCGAUAUUGAUCUUGAGGAUCGAGCUGAGGAGUUGAUGGUUGGUCUUGACCCUUCUAAGGCUGUUGCUAAUAAAAUUUCCACUCCACUAGUAAAGAAGCAGUUAGCCAUUAAUAUGCUUGAGGGAAGAAAUAGAGUUGCUGAAUUUCGUAAUCCAACCCUCUUCAAGGAUGACGAAAAGUUGAGGGCUGCAAUGAAAGAACAAGCUUAUGUUCCUGAUACCAGAUAUGUCCUCCAUGAUAUUGAUCAGGAAGCCAAGGAACAGGCUUUGCUAUACCAUAGCGAACGUUUAGCCAUUGCAUAUGGUCUGAUUAGUACUCCUGCCAGAACACCUUUACGUAUCAUAAAGAAUCUCCGUGUAUGUGGUGAUUGUCACAAUGCCAUCAAGAUCAUGUCAAGGAUUGUUGGGCGAGAGUUAAUUGUCAGGGACAACAAGCGGUUUCAUCAUUUCAAGGAUGGAAAAUGCUCUUGUGGUGAUUAUUGGUGAAGUAUGGUGGCUAAUAUGAGUAUACAUAGACUGGCUUCCACAAUUCUCAGGAUCGUCAAGGAAUCAUCAGGAGUCUGCAUGUUGGGAUGAGCGCAAUUUUAAGAUUGCUUUAGACUGGCUGUGACACUGCUCAGGGUCAUCUAAGAAUUCACCAAGAAUUUUCAUGUAUUCCUAAUUACAAUGCCGAAAAUCACCAUGUCUUGCAAUUUAUGGAUUGCUUGCACCCUUGUGGAUAUCUAAGACCGUUCUAGUAGUUUGGAUCUUUGUUUAAGGAUUAGUCAAGAAAGUGCCAGUCAAAUUAAUAUUCCAUUGUAUCUGCACAAUGUUUUCACAUUGUUUCUUGUUGUGUCACUUUAUAGGAAAAUGGAGUUUUUGACCAAUAUUAUCCCUUACGUUUCUCCCUAACUUUGAGUUUAUAUUUAUAAUAUUUUAUUUAACUGAAA
This is a messenger RNA of Solanum dulcamara, 2437 nucleotides long. Its product is annotated as pentatricopeptide repeat-containing protein At2g15690, mitochondrial. The transcript has a single exon. Gene Ontology annotation, molecular function: zinc ion binding; protein binding; RNA binding. The coding region runs from base 63 to 1994 and encodes 643 amino acids. The record is from RefSeq and is a predicted model, not a curated record. Gene Ontology annotation, biological process: RNA modification. Lineage: Eukaryota; Viridiplantae; Streptophyta; Magnoliopsida; Solanales; Solanaceae.